Messenger RNA from Closterium sp. NIES-65, 5841 nucleotides. NCBI's taxonomy places the organism in Eukaryota, Viridiplantae, Streptophyta, Zygnematophyceae, Desmidiales, Closteriaceae. The record is from the annotation of a GenBank genome assembly.
AUGGCUACCCCUAGUGUCCUAGCUUUUGACGCUGAGGGUCGCGCCAUUGAUUUUGAGGUCUGGUUAGACGACCUGCAGCUGUUCUUACAGUGCGACAGGGCUGACGACCUUUCUCUCUUUGACCUCACCUCUGGCGCCUCUCCUGCUCCUGCUGCUGAUGCUGAUCCCACUGUCCGCUCUCAGUGGGCCACCCGCGAUGCUGCUGCACGUCUUGCUGUGCGUCGCCACCUCCCUACCUCUGAGCGUGCGCACUUUAGUCAGUACAAGAGUGCUCAGACCUUGUACGACGCUGUAGUUGCGCGCUACUCCUCCCCUGCCACUGCUGCACUGAGCCGUCUCAUGCUUCCCUACCUCUUUCCUGACCUCUCUGCCUUUCCCACUGUUGCGGACCUCAUUACGCACCUCCGCACUAGUGACACUCGCUACCGCGCCGCCCUUCCUGCUGAGUUCUGCGCUAAGAACCCACCCCCCAUGUACAUCGCUCUCUACUACGUAGUCGCGCGCCUCCCUGACUCCCUUCGCGUCGUCAGGGACCACUUUCUCGCAGUCUGUCCCACCACCCUCACCGUCGACCUCCUCGAGAAGGCCCUCCUCGCAGCGGAGAAGAGCAUAGUCGCUGUAGGUGCUUCUCGUGGUGACCCUCGCACCCCCAUCUUUGAGGGGUGCUCUCCUUCCCCCUUGCUGCCCUCUGUUGCCUCUGCUGCUGCUGCCGACCUGCUUGGUCUUGAGUCGGUCGGCGCGGCGUCUACCCCUAGUGGGAGACGUCGCUCCAGCAAGGGCAAGGGGGGCAAGGGCGCGGGUGGAGCUGGAGGGGGCGGUGGCGGUGGCGGUGGCGGCGGUGGCGGCGGAGGGAGUGGGGGUGGCGGCGGGACUAGUGGCGGGGGUGGUGGUGGUGGUGGCAGCAGCGGCGGAGACGGUGGUGGUGGUGCCAGCGGUGGUGGUGGAGGCAGCGGCGGAGGUGGAGGCGGCGGAGGUGGAGGCGGUGGAGGCGGCAGCGGAGGAGGCGGUGGUGGUGGAGGAGGUGGAGCUGGUCGGGGUGGUACCCAGCAGCGUAGUGGCGGUGGUGGUGGCCAGCGCUCGCAGCGGCAGCAGCAGCAGCGCUCGCGGGACAUCCCUCCGCCUCAGCAGCUUCGUGAGUGGUACGCUGGGCGUCAGAGGGGUGGGGGUACUGGUCCCUGCACCUACGUUCUUCGUUCCGGCGACCGCGCGGGUGAGCAGUGUGGGGGUGCCCACGCCACCCAGCGCUGCUUUGGCCGCCUGACGGACGCUUGGCGUCAGCAGUUCCCUGGGGCUAGUGAGAUCCCUCGCUGGGAUGAGCUUCUAAGGGCUGGUGUAGCGAUCUUUGAUCUUGAUUUUGAUGCUAUCCUUGCUGCUAUGUAUGCUGUGGAUUAUAGUGAGGAGAAUGAGGGUUACCGGUGUUUCCAGCCCGACCCGGGCAUUGGUACUGCUGCGCUAGGUGCUUGUGAAACUGCUGCUCUAGGUGCCAGUGCGUCUGUGCUCUCAGGUACUGGUGAGACUGCGCUCUCAGACCGCACUACCCUUACGCCGCUCGGCCGGCCGGUUGCGGUCUCCCUUGCUGACCCCUCUGGGGGUCCUGUCCUGUCUCACUUCUCCACUGUCCUCCCGUGUCCGGCUGCCCCUUCGGGCACCCUGUCUGGUCUGUACCUUCCCUCGUUCUCUACAAACUUGGUGAGUGGAGCGGACCUGCAGGAUGUGGGGGUUCACCAGUUCACUCCUGCGAGUCAGCGGGUGACCCACUGCACGGAGGCACGCACAGGCCGACACCUGGCCACGUUCUCGCGUCGGCCGGGGUCGAGUCUCUACACCCUGACCGUUGAGUCUCCUCCUGUCCCUGCGUCUGGUCAGGUGGCUGCGUCGGGUCAGGUGCUUGCUGCUGCGUCCCGGUCAGGUCCUGAGUCUGCCCCCUGUUCUUGUCGCCUCCUGUCUCACGAGACUCUCCUGUGGCACCACCGUCUUGGCCACCCCUCCUUGCCCCGUCUUCGGAGCAUGGCUUCCCGUGUCCUUGUCUCUGGUCUUCCCCAGUCUCUCCCUCCUCUCCCCUCCGGGCCAGGACCUUCCUGUGUCCCCUGUGUCGAGGGUCGCCUCCGGGCUACUCCUCACUCCUCCCACUUCCCCCCGACAGAGGCUCCCCUGCAGACGCUUCACAUGGAUGUGUGGGGCCCAGCCCCCGUCCGUGGGCAGGGUCACGAGCGCUACUUCCUGUUGGUGGUUGACGACUACUCGCGUUACACCACAGUCCUCCCCUUGCGCAGCAAGGGUGCGGUCACUGAGGUGCUGAUCGACUGGAUCCGCGAGGCUCGUCUCCAGCUCAGGAAGAGCUUCGGCUCGGACUUUCCUGUUCUGCGUCUGCACUCGGACAGAGGCGGAGAGUUCUCUUCUCGCCUUCUGCGGAACUACUGUCGUGCACGGGGGAUUCGCCAGACCUUCACGCUUCCGGACUCACCACAGCAAAAUGGGAUUGCUGAGCGCCGCAUUGGCAUGGUCAUGGAUGUCGCUCGUACGUCCAUGAUGCAUGCGGCUGCCCCCCAUUUUCUGUGGCCGUUUGCGGUGAGGUACGCGGCGCAUCAGCUCAACCUUCACCCCCGGGUCUCUCGGCCUGCGAUGUCCCCAGCCUUGCUGUGGACGGGGAAGGUUGGCGAUGCGUCUGUGUUCCGUGUCUGGGGAUCUCGGGCGUUUGUCCGCGACUUGUCUGCGGACAAGCUGUCCCCUCGUGCUGCUCCCUGUGUCUUCCUUGGCUUCCCCUCUGACGCCCCAGGGUGGCAGUUUUACCACCCCUCCUCUCGUCGUGUUUUGUCCUCCCAGGACGUCACGUUCGACGAGUCAGUCCCCUUCUACCGUCUCUUCCCCUACCGCACUCCUUCCCUCCCCCCUCCCCCAGAAUUCCUUGUGCCGGUUCCCCCCCCGGUAGACCCCCUCCCCCCUCAGGUUCCUGCCCCCUCAGGUGUGUCCCAGGUAGACGCCGUUGACCCGGUCGAGGUUACUGGUGACUCUGGUGCUGCUGCGGGUGCUGAGCCUGGGGGUGCUGACUCUGGGGGUGCUGUGCGCGGGGGUGCUGAGCCUGGGGGUGCUACUGCUGGGGGUGCUGGGCCUGAGGGUGCUACUGCGGAGGGUGCGGAGCCUGGGGGUGCUGAGCCGGGGGGUGCUGUGCCUGGAGGUGCUGGGUCUUGGGGUGCUGGGUCGGGAGCUGCUGAGCCUGGGGGUGCUGAGCUGGGAGCUGCUGAGCCUGGGGGUGCUGCGUCUGGAGCUGCUGACCCUGGGGUUUCUCCUGCUGCUGCGUCUCGCCGGGAGCCCCUCUCUCCACAGGAGCUGCGCGAGUGGUUCGCUCGCCGCUGGAGGCGUGCUGCUGAGUCUGGAGGUGCUGCUGGAGCUGGAGCUGGAGCUUCUUCGACCGUCGAGGGUGCGGGUGCUGCCGGUCCCGGAGCUGCUGGACCUGCGGGUCCUCCUGGAGCUGGAGCUGCUGAGGGCGUUGGUGCUGAGCCUACUGCUGUUGGUCCUGCCGCUGGAGGUGUGGGUGGCGCUGGUGCUGUCGCUGAGGGUGCUGGUGCUGUCCCUGCUGAGUCUGGAGCUGCCGCGCGGCCUCGGCCGUACUUCGUUCCGCUCCUGCAGCAGGUUCUUGGUCUUUCUCCUCUAGUAGAGGGUCCACCACCUGUCCAGUCGCAGUCCCUGCUGGAGCCUUCCUCUCCACUGCCUGCUCCCUCUCCUUACACUGGUCCUACUGGAGGUCUUGCUGAGCGUCGUGAGCUUGCGUCUCGUCCCGCGUCGCCUGUUCGUGCUGCUCGCGCUAGUGGUCGCAGUUCGCGUCAGCGUCCUCCUCCUGUCCCUGGCACGCACCGGAUGUCUCUGCGUCCGUCCACUGCUCCUCUGCGUGCCCCUUUGCCUUCUCCUCCUGAGUCCUCUCUUCCUGCGCUUGCCGACCCUGAGUCGGACUCUCUUCGUGCUGCCAGUCCUACUGUCACGCGUCUGCUUGCUACUGUCGUCACUGACCCCUCUUUUGAGUCCACUGCUGCGUCUGCUCUAGUCGCUGAGCUCGUCGACUUUGCUGCUCGCUGUCGUCUCGACUACGCUGCUAGUCUUGUUGCUGAGUCUGCGUCUGUCUGUCCUCCGUCCGUCGGGGGUGAGUGUGCUCUUGGCACGGACGUCCUAGAGGACAGGCAGGAGGAGUUACAGUGUCUAGCGGCUACUUCACCUCAUCUCGCGUCUGUACUGCUUGCCCCUGAGGGAGACCCGGAUGCACUAGACAUCCCGACUCCGCGUUCUUACGCGGAGGCCGUAGAGGGUCCCUACUCCUCUCAGUGGCAGGCAGCUAUGGAUGCAGAGAUGGCUUCCUGGAAGUCCACAGGCACCUACGUUGACGCGGUUCCCCCUCCUGGGGCGAACAUCGUCAGUGGCAUGUGGAUCUUCAGGGUGAAGCGGCCGCCGGGCUCUCCACCUGUCUUCAAGGCACGGUACGUUGCUCGUGGCUUCAGUCAGCGGCAGGGAGUUGACUACUUUCAGACCUUCUCUCCCACCCCGAAGAUGACUACUCUUCGGGUGCUGCUGCACAUAGCCGCUCAGCGCGACUACGAGCUUCACUCUCUCGACUUCAGCACUGCGUUCUUGCAGGGUAGCCUGCACGAGGAGAUCUGGCUUCGCCGUCCACCUGGCUUCACUGGGACUUUCCCUCCUGGCACCCAGUGGAGCCUCCGACGGCCAGUCUACGGUCUCCGCCAGGCACCGCGUGAGUGGCACGACACACUGAGGACUACGCUUGCGGCUCUUGGGUUUGCUCCUUCUACUGCUGACCCGUCGCUGUUUCUUCGCACCGACACUUCCCUGCCGCCGUUCUACAUCCUCGUGUACGUCGACGACUUGGUCUUUGCCACAGCGGACACUACUGGACUCGCCUACGUGAAGUCCGAGCUGCUGAAGAGACACACGUGCACAGACCUGGGUGAACUGCGCAGCUACCUUGGCUUGCAGAUCACUCGGGACAGAGCACGCCGCACCAUUACCUUGACUCAGUCACACAUGGUGCAGCAGGUCCUUCAGCGCUUCGGCUUCACGUACUCCUCGCCUCAGGCCACUCCUCUGCCUACUCGCCACUCACUCUCAGCUCUGCCUUCGGAUGAGUCCGUAGAGUCGAGUGGUCCGUAUGCAGAGCUUGUUGGCUGCCUCAUGUACCUGAUGACCUGCACACGACCUGACCUUGCAUACCCUCUGAGCAUUCUUGCACGCUAUGUUGCUCCUGGGAGACACAGACCAGAGCACAUGGCUGCAGCGAAGAGGGUAUUGCGCUACCUGUGCAGUACGUCGGGCAUGGGGCUAGUGCUUGGAGGGCGGAGUCCAGUGGUCCUUACCGGCCACGCGGACGCUUCUUGGGCUGACGACCAGGCUACGCAGCGGUCGUCACAGGGUUACACCUUCAGCCUUGGUUCCGGCUCUGUCUCGUGGCGGUCUACUCGCUCGUCUUCGGUUCUCGGCUCCAGCUGUGAGGCUGAGAUCUACGCCGGGGCCAUGGCUGCACAGGAGCUUCGCUGGCUUACCUACCUGCUGACUGACCUUGGAGAGCCGCCUCGUUCUCCUCCAGUGCUGUACGUAGACAACAAGGCCAUGCUGGCCUUGUGUCGAGAGCAGCGCUUGGAGCACAGAACGAAGCACAUUGCUCUCCGCUACUUCCUUGCUCGUGAGCUGCAGCAGCGUGGUCAGUUGCGACUUGCGUACGUGGCCUUUGAGGCCAACACUGCUGAUGUGUUCACCAAGGCACUCGCGCCUUGUGACCAUCAGCGCUUUUGCACCCAGCUGGGUCUUGUACCUGUCUUGCCUCACUUGCUCUCCUCUUGA